UUGGCAUCCAGGUGGGCCUUUGCGAGUGGAGGAGGAGGAAGAGGAGGUCGCCGCGGCUCGGGCCGGCCGCCGCCGAGUGCGAGGCUGGAUGGAUCUGUUCGGGGACCUUCCCGAGGCGGCCCCUUCGGCAGCUGUGGAGGCGGCGGCAGGGAAAGAAGGGCAGAAAGGAAUUUUGCUUUUUGAUGAACUUCCGUCAGUCAGCAGCACUGACUUUGGAACUGGAGGCUCUUUGCUUUUUGACGACCUCCCACCUGCCAGCAGCGGAAACUCAGCCUCACAUCCUGCAGAGCAAGUUUCUCUUCCCGUGAGCCAUGGGAAGGGAGAGAAGAGGAAAUCCACAGAGGGAGAGAAGAAUGGGAGUGAAGAACUUGUGGAAAAGAAAGUUUGUAAAGAUUCUGCAGGUAUCCUUGGUCUGAAGGGCUACGUGGCAGAGAGGAAAGGAGAGCGAGAAGAGAUGCAGGAUGCCCAUGUCAUUCUGAAUGAUAUCACAGAAGAGUGCAGCCCCCUCCCCUCUCAGAUUACCCGUGUCUCAUACUUUGCUGUCUUUGAUGGCCACGGAGGAGUUCGAGCUUCAAAGUAUGCAGCACAGAACCUGCAUCAAAACCUGAUCAGAAAAUUCCCUAAAGGAGAUGUGCCCAGUGUUGAGAAAACAAUAAGAAGAUGCCUUCUGGACACCUUCAAAUACACAGAUGAGGAGUUUCUCAAGCAGGCUUCCAGCCAGAAACCUGCCUGGAAGGAUGGCUCCACAGCAACCUGUGUGCUGGUGAUUGAUAAUACUUUGUAUAUUGCCAACCUUGGAGACAGCAGGGCGCUUCUGUGUCGCUACAAUGAAGAAAGUCAGAAAUAUACAGCCUUAAGUCUCAGUAAAGAACAUAACCCAACUCAAUACGACGAGCGGAUGAGGAUCCAAAAGGCUGGAGGGAAUGUCAGGGAAGGACGUGUCUUGGGUGUCCUGGAAGUCUCUCGCUCCAUUGGGGAUGGGCAGUACAAGCGCUUUGGGGUCAUCUCUGUGCCAGAUGUCAAGCGCUGCCAGCUUACACACAACGACAGGUUUAUCCUCUUGGCUUGUGAUGGUCUCUUCAAAGUCUUCUCACCAGAUGAAGCUGUGAACUUCAUUAUGUCUUGUUUGGAGGACAAAACGAUUCCCACGAGAGAUGCCAAAUCAGCUGCUGAUGCUCGGUAUGAAGCAGCCUGUAACAGACUGGCCAACAAGGCUGUGCAGCGAGGCUCUGCAGAUAACGUCACAGUUGUGGUGGUCCGGAUUGAGCAGUGAUGCCGAGAAUAGGUGCAAGUGAGGUCCUUAGCAGCAUGCAGUGGAUUUAAUGGAACAAGUUAGUGUGCCUGUGAGUGUGUAUGUAGGGUUUCGGUUGUGUUUCCUCCCCGAAUGCUCUUAUUUGUAAAUAAAAGGGUUUUUUUUCUAACUCUUCAAGUUGGUUCAUUGUUUCAUAGAAUCACAAUUGGAUGGAAUGGGGCCGUCUAAUUCACCGAGUGAACUUCUUAGAUAAAAUAAUGUACAGUUGAUGCUCAUAGUGCUUGAAUUGCACAAGGCACCUUGUUUUUUGUAUUCCAGCACCUUAAGCACAAAAUACAUGCCUUUUGUGUUGGUUACGCAGAGGAAGGAAAUGAUGUAUUGAGCUUCAUGAGUUAAAAGAUGCUCCAGAUUUCAAAACAGUUCAAUACAGCUUGAGAGAACUAACUAUGCAUUCGUAGUUGCCUUUCAGGAAUUUCCCUUUCAGGCAGUUGUAAUAAUCCAUCUGGAGUUUUAAAAAGCGGCUGUAAAUUUUGCAUGGAAAUUGCUAAAAGAGGAUCAUGCAGGAAAAUUUUUGGGGUGUGAUCUCACACCAAAACCCACUGGAUUGCUCGCUGCACCUCUUUAGAGGGGAUACUCUUGCUGUUGGCAAAAGGUAGGUAUCAAAAGCUAAACUUUAAAAGAUGAAAAGCUGGUAUGUACCUUGGUUGUCAUCUGUCAAUAGAAAGUAAAGGUUGUGCACACUUGUACCAGUAUACUCACUCCUGAGUAAAUGGGAAUACACCAGGCUCUUCGUAGUAGAAUCUACAUCUGCUAUGUGAUCAGAUGGGGAUAGAAAAGUAAGCCACACUUUUGUGAUGCUGAGACUUGUAUGUGACGUUUUUGGGAGGAGGGGUCUAAUAUUUUUCAUAGCAAAUAAGGGCUAUGUCAUUAUGAG
Messenger RNA from Podarcis raffonei (Aeolian wall lizard), 2186 nucleotides. It is a transcript of the gene ILKAP, whose product is annotated as ILK associated serine/threonine phosphatase. Gene Ontology annotation, molecular function: protein serine/threonine phosphatase activity; cation binding. The record is from RefSeq and is a predicted model, not a curated record. The transcript is spliced from 12 exons. Gene Ontology annotation, biological process: protein dephosphorylation. The coding region runs from base 89 to 1273 and encodes 394 amino acids. Lineage: Eukaryota; Metazoa; Chordata; Lepidosauria; Squamata; Lacertidae.